UGGAAUUACAAUUGGCUACCACUGACUGAAUGAAACCAAUCGCAAAACGUUUUAUUCUGACGUCGGGCUCUUCGAAUGUGUCUAUCUUGCUGUUGGCGCUGUUCAAGAUUUGCCCAACAGUUUGAGUCCAAAACUCUUCGAUGCGAUGGGUGUAUUGAAUGCUCUUCGCCGGGGCAUUGUGAGAGGAGCUGAUCGUAUGGCUGAAUUCACCAGCAAACGUGGCUCAAGGACUCACUACAAAGGCAGAGGGGCACAGCCAACAGGAGUACUAACCUCCAGCAGAAAAUUUGUUCCAAUACAGGCAAUGAUCCCCCAGUUUGUGGUGCCUGACUUGGAGGGAUUCAGACUCAAGCCCUACGUGUCGUACCGCACCCCGGUUGGAACGGAGCCCGCUGUCACCCCUGAGGGUCUGUUCUCCGAGGCUGUGGCCCCGCAGAUCCAGAAAGACUUUGAGGAAGGCUCAUUUGAUAAGGAACAGCUGGAGAAAUACGGAUUUGAGCCCACGCAGGAGGGAAAGUUAUUCAAACUAUACCCAAAGAACUUUAUACAAUAAAAAGGCCACCCAAUCUGAUCUAUCUGGAACUCUGACUUAGUAUCAAGGAUUGUUAACUAAUUUUGUUUGUGUUGGGAGGUCAAGUAGUUGCUAACCAUUUGAGACCGCUGAGCUGAUCAUAUGUUACUGGACCGUGAAUGUGCUUGCUGAAAGUACUAGUAUGUGGUAUUCUAAUUAAAAACAAAUAUAUUAUA
Oncorhynchus tshawytscha (Chinook salmon) is the source of this 747-nucleotide messenger RNA. RefSeq names its product 39S ribosomal protein L41, mitochondrial-like. Gene Ontology annotation, cellular component: mitochondrial large ribosomal subunit. Bases 146 to 553 code for a protein of 135 amino acids. The record is from RefSeq and is a predicted model, not a curated record. Gene Ontology annotation, biological process: translation. The transcript is spliced from 2 exons. NCBI's taxonomy places the organism in Eukaryota, Metazoa, Chordata, Actinopteri, Salmoniformes, Salmonidae. Gene Ontology annotation, molecular function: structural constituent of ribosome.